Messenger RNA from Pichia kudriavzevii, 1242 nucleotides. RefSeq lists its product as uncharacterized. The transcript has a single exon. Gene Ontology annotation, molecular function: RNA polymerase II cis-regulatory region sequence-specific DNA binding; DNA-binding transcription factor activity, RNA polymerase II-specific. Gene Ontology annotation, biological process: regulation of transcription by RNA polymerase II. Bases 1 to 1242 code for a protein of 413 amino acids. The record is from RefSeq and is a predicted model, not a curated record. Gene Ontology annotation, cellular component: nucleus. NCBI's taxonomy places the organism in Eukaryota, Fungi, Ascomycota, Pichiomycetes, Pichiales, Pichiaceae.
AUGUCCGAAAUGGUCCAGAUCCACUCUCUCACCAAUUUGGGAAUUGAAAGUUUGGCUGAUGAUCAGGUAAACAAUGGAUCACUGCAAAACAAUGAUGUGGAUGCUGCUACAGCAGCAGCUGCUGCUGCUGCACUAGGAGUUGCAAGACCUGAAUCAAACGAACUAAACACUCUAGCCAAUAUUCCAAUGGAGAACAUGGGUUCUCAUAACGGCAACACGCAAUCGGUAUUCAAACUCACUGUGGAAAAACCCAAUGGUGAUAUGUUUAAAUGUCAUAUCUGUAGUAAUCUCUUUACGAGAAAGCACAACCUAAAGGCACAUUUACUAACCCAUACUGAUCGGAAACCCUUCAAGUGUGAGGAAUGUAUGGCACAGUUUAGAAGACAUUAUGACUUGAAAAGGCAUGAAAAAAUACACACUCGAGAGAAACCGUUCUUCUGUACCAACUGCGGUAAACGUUUUGCCAGGGCAGAUGCUUUAUCGAGACACCAAAGCUCAAGCAAUGGGUGUUUUGGAAAUGCCGAAGACGAGGACGAUGCCAGUCAAGGAAAAAAUCAGCGUAAACUCAAAAGGAGGAAAAUAGCUAAAAAGUCGGAGAAAAGCUCCAUAAAUAGUGAAUCUACAUCUAGCACAAAUGCCUCCAGUGUUAGUGGGAGUAGUUGUAUGUCGACCAGUUCUGGUAGAGAUAAUAUGGAGGCUGCUACUGCUGCCAAUGAGGACGACGAGUCUAACUUUUUUGUUCAUCACCAACUAGUAUCAAGUACCAAAUUGAAGGACGCGGACGGUAUUAAUACAUCUAGCACGAUCAACACGAUUCCAACAAACCAACGGACUGAAUCAAGUUCAACUAAACCAAAUUCUGAAGGAAAUAUUGAGGAACGGGUGAUUAAUGAAGAUGGCAAUCAUGGUAGUGGUGCCGAUAGCGAUGGAAAUCAUAAUAAUAACAAUAACAACAAUAGUAAUAAUAGUACUAGUAAUAAUAAUAUUGAUGAUGAUGAUGAUGAGGCUGAGGAGGAUGAUGAUCGUGUUAAUGGUAUUGAUGGCUAUGAAAGAGGGAUAGAUUUCUCAAGCGCAACGGCUUUAUUAAAUGAAUUAAAAACUCAUAGUACGGUGGGUUCCGACGGAAAUAUAAGUAUACAGCUAUCGCAAGAAUCCUUCAAAUCUCUCAAGAAUAUAUUGGAAACCUUACAAGAGUUGGAUUCACGGGUGUCCCAAAUACAUGCAUUGACGGAUGCAAAGUGA